Lycium barbarum (goji berry) is the source of this 1526-nucleotide messenger RNA. Its product is annotated as RING-H2 finger protein ATL52-like. Gene Ontology annotation, biological process: protein ubiquitination. The transcript has a single exon. The record is from RefSeq and is a predicted model, not a curated record. The coding region runs from base 354 to 1430 and encodes 358 amino acids. NCBI's taxonomy places the organism in Eukaryota, Viridiplantae, Streptophyta, Magnoliopsida, Solanales, Solanaceae. Gene Ontology annotation, molecular function: transferase activity.
CCAUAAUAAAGCAUUGAUUACUUUGAUGAAUGCCCAACCAACAAGACCAUGUUAGUCAACAUACCACUAUCUCCAAUAAAGCAAAUUAAAGAAAAAAAAAAGAGAAGAACAAAGAAAAAGCAAACAAAAGGAUAACACAACCCAAAAUGGCAAAAAAAAAAAAAAAAAAAAGCUAAGCAUUCUCCUUUUUUAUGCUUUAUCAACUGCUUUCCUUCUAAGCUGCUUUGAUCUGCUCCCCUAUUUUGUAUCUAAUAUAACCACAGUACGCUCAGGUAAAUUCUUCUCAUUCCUCUGUUUUUCCUCUGUUUUCCCCUGUUUUGGGGCCAUAUUAUUUUUCUUUUUUCUGCAUCCCUAUGUAUAGCAAGAGUCUUUCCAACGACGACAAAUUGGUGCCAGUAAGUAAUCCAAGAACUUGGGUACCCUAUAUGAGCACUAGGGAUUGUUCUCAAGGAUUUUGCAGUUUAUACUGCCCACAAUGGUGUUACAUAAUUUUCCCUCCACCACCUCAACUUGACUUCCCUGAUGAUGAUGAUUCUGGUCCAAAUUUAUCUCCCUUAGUUAUCGCGAUCAUCGGAAUUCUUGCAAGUGCUUUCCUAUUAGCUAGCUACUAUGCUAUAAUAUCAAAGUAUUGUGGGAAUUCAAGAAGAAGGGAAAAUCAUCAAGAAGAAUCAGAACUAGAAGAGGAUCAUGAUCCUUCAAAUCAUGAGGCAUGGAAUGUCAGUGUAGGUGGUUUAGAUGAAGCUCUAAUCAAGUCUAUUACAGUGUUCAAGUACAAGAAAGGUGAUGGAUUAUUGAAAGAAGGGACAGAUUGUUCUGUUUGUUUAAGUGAAUUUCAAGAAGAUGAAAGCCUUAGACUUUUGCCAAAAUGUAGCCAUGCUUUUCAUGUAAUGUGCAUUGAUACAUGGCUUAAAUCUCACUCCAAUUGCCCGUUAUGUCGCGCUCAUAUAACUUUUCCAAAUGCUUUGCCUCCUCCGUUACCUCCUCCGGUAAUGGAAGCUCCUCAAGAAAUUGAAACCACUCCACAAAUCCAACCGGAACACGAUAUUGAAAUGGGCAUCAGAGAAGAACAAACACAAGAAGGAGAAGAUGUAACGAACCGUAUCAAUCAAGAAUUAUUUAGGAGGAGAUCAGUAUCACUGGAUUGUGCAUCACAAGGUCGUUUAUCUAUAGCCGAUAUACUAAGAAUUGAUCACGAUGAAUUUCAAGAUUGUGUAACGGGAGACGAAUGCGAGUUGCAAAGAGAUGUUGGCACAUCAAAACAAGAAAACAAUGGUGAAGAAAUGAGUAGAAGUGUGAUUAGGAACAAUGUACUAGUACAAUAUUGUGUAGCAAGUCCUAUGGUGAUGAAGAGAUCAUUAUCAAGUGGGAGAUUCUUGUUUUCCAAACGUGGGAGAGGUCAAAACAUGGUUAAUCAUUUGUCAAAUGUUUGAAUAUUUUUAUGCCAAUUUUUAGGAGGAUUUGUGUAUGCUAUUGAACAAAGAGUUGAUAAAACAUGAGUUUGAAAGGUUUUUAAUUUCUUCUUAGAA